Messenger RNA from Acanthaster planci (crown-of-thorns starfish), 2637 nucleotides. RefSeq names its product cholesterol 7-desaturase nvd-like. Gene Ontology annotation, biological process: cholesterol metabolic process. Gene Ontology annotation, molecular function: 2 iron, 2 sulfur cluster binding; oxidoreductase activity. NCBI's taxonomy places the organism in Eukaryota, Metazoa, Echinodermata, Asteroidea, Valvatida, Acanthasteridae. Gene Ontology annotation, cellular component: cytoplasm. The record is from RefSeq and is a predicted model, not a curated record.
CGUCACGGGUGUCGUUGGUCCAGUGGAUGUUGCUUACACUUCAACAAAAUGCCGCCCUCCAAAUCCACCCUUUUGUCCGUUAUCCUGCCGGUUUUCUUCGCCGGGAUGAUAGCCCGUCCCCCGGCCUUUGACGAGUACGCCCUGAGGCUAGCCGACCGGGUCCAGAGCGCCAACAUCACCGCCGAGGUGGUCUCCGAGAAAGUCGAACAGGUCGUCCACAGCUCAGGCUUCCGAUUCUUCUGUGUGUACGCUGCCGUCGCGAUGGUCACCUUCCUGGUGGUCAAGCUGUACAAGGCUUUCACUGAGCCGCUUGCCAUCUAUUGCAACGAGUCCAAGAUAGCAUAUUUCGUGGACGGCCCCUCCGACGGUAAGACGGCCCAGGAACGCGUUGGGGAUUUCAAGAGAGCCCGGAGAUUCGGCCAAUUGCCUCCCGUUUACCCGAAUGGCUGGAUGUCGAUCUUAAGGUCGGACGAAUUGAAGAAGGCGGCACACAAAUUCGUCCAUGUGGCGGGCAAGAACCUGGUCGCGUUCCGGGGCGAGAGUGGAAAGGCCUACAUCGUGGACGCCUACUGCGCCCAUCUCGGGGCUAACCUAGCUGUGGGUGGCUCGGUGCAGGGCGAGUGCAUUGAAUGCCCCUUCCACGGCUGGCAGUACAGGGGAAGCGACGGCAAGUGCGUCAAGAUCGGGUACGCCGAAAAAGUCCCUGAAUUUGCCAAGAUCCCAACCUACCACUCCUGCGAGGUGAACCAGCGAAUCUACUUCUGGCACCACGCCGAAGGCAAGGAGCCAGACUGGGAAGUUCCAGCCAUUGAAGGUAUUGAUGAUGGAACACUCCAGUACAUUGGAUUCACAGUUUGUGAACUUGACAGCCACAACGAGGACACGCCCGAAAAUGGCGCCGAUGUUGCCCAUCUAGACUACCUCCAUGGCCCGAGAUCCUUCACCGGUCAUGUAAGCUUUUCAGAUGUCAGCUGGGAGCCGCACCCUACCGAAAAGCAUGUGGCCGUACUUCGCAUGACCAGCAACCCGUCGAAACUGCUUGGAAUAAUCACCGUUCCCCGUGAAACCUUUCAAAUCGAUCAGGUCGGGCCCUGCUUCGCUCAUUUCAAUGCGAACAGUCCCUUGUUGGGGAAGCUUGUGUUGAUCAUAGCCGUCACACCCGUCGGGCCGAUGAGACAGCGGAUCGUCACUACCGGUUUCACCCAGAAAGGGCUGUUGUCCUUCUAUAUCGGCAAGAGGGCCUUGGCUGAGCAAUACUACCAGAUUGAGGGUGAUCUCCCCGUGUGGGCCAACAAGAAGUACCUCCGUAACGCCAUGUUGGUGAAGGAGGAUCACCUGAUCGCGAAGCACCGUCGCUUCUUCACCCAGUUCUACUCCGAGAACAGCCCCAAGUACGACCCAUACAAAGAAUCGACUGAGUGGUGAAUGCAAGAGACUUGAAAGGAGAUGUGAUGGAAACGUAUGAGUUAACUGUUUUCUAACACCAGUUCUGUUUUUUUGUUUGUUUGGGUUUAUUUGGGUUUUUAUAUUUAUGUAGGUUGCCUCUGGCUGUUGAACCAUAAGCACUGGUUACAAAAUACCAGUUUGAUUCUGCUUGAAAACAUUGAUUCGUCAUGAUUUACGUAUGCACUUAUUAAUGUGGGGGCUAAGUGGUAAAGUUUUAUUCUAAUUUAACACUUUUUCUCAAUUUUAAUAAUUUUCAGUUGUGCAUAAUUAUUACAACUACCUGCUUGUCUCUCUUCGUUUCUGUUUUCAAGAAGACAAGACGACAGAAAUCUUUCCUUGCUUACAAAAUUUGAUAUAAACGUGAAUAUUGGCAUAUACAAUUUCACCAAUUACAUUGCUUCCUUGAAUAAAUUUUCUUUCUUCCACCUUUUGAUAAAAUUCUCACUUUGUUCGGUAAUGAUUUAUUUUUGAGGGCGACUGAACAACAACAACAUUUUACAUAUCCCUAAUUUUGAAAAUCUAUACACUUUCCAGAUUUUAUUUCAGGAUGUCUCUUUAAUAAAUAUCAAACUAUUGUGACUAAUACUAUACAGGUUAGGACCUAUGUUGUUUGUUUCAUUUGAAGAAGGAAAUAAUUAUGCUUUGAAACAUAGGCCUAUGUUUUAUUAAGUCAUCACCACAAUGCAAACAGUGGAAAUUAGUGGGUUCAUCAGCAGCUAUAGGCCCCUUAUCAGGGGGCAGCCAUUCAAAGCAAUGUAACCAAACUGAUCGGGAAGGAAAAAGAGGCUGUUCCCUUUUAUCAAUAUGUUAAGUUCUAUUGCUAUUGUGUAUUGGUCUACAGAGAAGAAAACAGGAUCAUGAUAAAGGUCUAAGCUGCAAAAGAACUCACCCAUAGAAAAGUAGAUUGUGUGGAAUGAAACUAUUGAAAUUAUUUUCUGCUUUGUUGAUAACGUUUAUUUCAGUAAAUGUUUAUGAAUAUUGUUUCAGGCUUCCUAACUUGUGGCGCUUGCUCAGCAUCAACGUUACUGGGAGAAUUUCUGCUUUCGUAUAAUAAUAAUGACUAGCUCAUAAUGCCAAAUAAUAGAUAUAAUAUAUCUUCCAUAGGUUAAUAACAAUUGCCAUUCUCUGUAAAUUUAUGUUAAAUGAUGAGCGAAAAUAAAGCAUCUGAAUUCCGAUAUGAUGUAUUAGCCA